Mastomys coucha (southern multimammate mouse) is the source of this 3771-nucleotide messenger RNA. RefSeq names its product ATCAY kinesin light chain interacting caytaxin (gene Atcay). Lineage: Eukaryota; Metazoa; Chordata; Mammalia; Rodentia; Muridae. The record is from RefSeq and is a predicted model, not a curated record. Gene Ontology annotation, biological process: apoptotic process. Gene Ontology annotation, cellular component: cytoplasm. The transcript is spliced from 13 exons. The coding region runs from base 386 to 1504 and encodes 372 amino acids.
CCCCUGCACACAAAAGCAGCUUCCUCCACUAUCUGAGGGCAGACAGAGCCUCAGCCAUCAGAAAGGGAAAAGCCAGAGCCGCGGCAGGCCUGGGCUGCAAUGGCAGGGGAAACAGAGACUAAAGGGGGACAGGGGUUCUGCUACUAACCCACAGCGUCGCCUUCUACAGCUGGGCUGGACAGGUGUGCCGUGGCCACGUCGCCCUGGGUGACCUUCCUCGGAUGUGGACUUGGCCCUGAGCAUCCUUUCGCCAGGCCCCUCGCCUGGGUACCACCGAGAAAUGCCCGCCUUUGUGUCCAAGUGACAGCGCAGAGGCAGCCGCCGCCACCGAGAGAUCAUCUUCUGGGUCACCCAAGUUUCCAGACCGCUUCUCUUUCCAGCUCACAUGGGGACCACAGAAGCUACACUAAGGAUGGAAAAUGUGGACGUGAGGGAUGAAUGGCAGGAUGAGGAUCUGCCCAGACCACUCCCAGAAGACACCGGGGUGGAGCGGCUGGGUGGCACAGUGGAAGACUCCUCCUCACCUCCCUCCACCCUGAACUUGAGCGGAGCACAUCGAAAGAGAAAGACGCUGGUGGCCCCGGAGAUCAACAUCUCCCUGGACCAAAGCGAGGGCUCUCUGCUGUCCGAUGACUUCCUCGACACCCCUGAUGACCUGGACAUCAAUGUGGAUGAUAUUGAGACGCCAGACGAAACUGACUCUCUGGAGUUCUUGGGAAAUGGCAAUGAGCUUGAGUGGGAAGAUGACACCCCAGUGGCCACUGCCAAAAACAUGCCUGGUGACAGCGCAGACCUGUUUGGGGACGGCUCUGCAGAAGACGGCAGUGCGGCCAAUGGACGUCUGUGGCGGACUGUCAUCAUCGGGGAACAAGAGCAUCGCAUCGACCUGCACAUGAUCCGGCCCUACAUGAAGGUGGUCACCCACGGAGGGUACUACGGGGAAGGUCUCAACGCCAUCAUCGUCUUUGCGGCCUGCUUCCUGCCAGAUAGCAGCUCCCCAGACUAUCACUACAUCAUGGAGAAUCUCUUCCUGUAUGUCAUCAGCAGCCUAGAACUGCUCGUGGCUGAGGAUUACAUGAUUGUCUAUCUGAAUGGAGCCACGCCCCGGAGGAGGAUGCCCGGCAUUGGCUGGCUGAAGAAGUGUUACCACAUGAUCGACAGGAGACUGAGGAAGAAUCUAAAGUCGCUGAUCAUCGUCCACCCCUCCUGGUUCAUCCGCACCGUUUUGGCCAUCUCCCGGCCCUUCAUCAGUGUUAAGUUCAUCAGUAAAAUCCAGUAUGUGCACAGCCUGGAGGAACUGGAGCAACUCAUCCCUAUGGAGCAUGUGCAGCUGCCAGAGUGUGUGCUGCAGUAUGAAGAACAGAGACUGCGAGCCAAGAGAGAGAGCACACGGCCACCACAGCCGGAGUUCCUCCUUCCCAGGUCUGAAGAAAAGCCAGAGACUGUGGAAGAAGAGGACAGGGCAGCAGAGGCAACAGAGGACCAGGAAACAAGCAUGUCCUGAUUUACCCAGAACCUAGACAUGGACAGAGAUUAUCCUCAGCAUCAUGCAACCCUCACCCGAAGCCCUGGGAGCCCUGCCUUCAUCGUGCCUCCACCGUCCGAGGACACCUGGCUCCAUCAUUACCCCUGCACCCAGGUCCUCUCACCGCUUGAGUACAUUUCACUGUUUUAUUUUGAAGAAGGCGGAAUGAGCACAUCUCAGAAUGGAGCAGGUUCUUGACCCUUUCACAGUCUGAGCUUGUGGAUGUCAAAGUUGGGUGUGGGCAGUGUCACCCAUGGUUAUUCCUCCAGGCCUUGGCAUCCCCAAGAUGCCCUUCUGUGACCUAGCUAGGAUAACACAGAUGUGCAUUUUGGGCUGACCCAAUGAGAGACCCUUUGCUCGGUUGGCACCUGUCCCUAGCUAGAGCCUCAGAUGCCUGGUGGCCCUGGCUGCAGCUGCAUCUGCUUCUCUGUGGAAUGUGACCCACUGUACCCCUCUACCUGUCACCCCAAGCAGGGCUGUGACUGCUGACCUCACAUUUCCACCUGACAUGCCCUAUUCUGCCACUUGAAUGUCUUUGGGGGCCUUCAAAUCUAUUGCACACAUACUGAUCAGCCUGGUGGCCGCCAAACCACCCCCAACAUUUUUGAGCUCCUUCAAAGUAGAUGUGACUCCAGAUGUUAACUGAAACCUCAUUCCAAGGGAAGAAACUGUACCCACUUUCCUGUUCCCUGCCAAGGCCAGACUCAGACCCUUUUGUCAUCAAGCAGGAGACAGUUUAGUGUCUGAGAAGAUGAAGAUCCAAGGCUGUGUGGGUGCUAGAGGAUCUGGGGGAUCCCCUAGGACAAUAUAUCCCAGAGGGUGGGAUGCUGUGGCCACCUGAUCUUCAAGCUGGGAUCAAAGCAUAUGUUUGCCUGAGAUAGUCUGACAGUCUGAGCUAAUGAGCACGAUGAGCCUCCUGUCCCUCCGCAGGGACAUCUAAGGCCAGAUGACAUUUGCAGGGAGGAGUCUCCCUGUGGUUCCCUGAAGACCUGAGUAUCUCUCUGUUAAGAAAUCUUAGCACUGGAGCUGUGGUGGCAUAUGCCUUUAAUUUCAGCACUUAGGAGUAGGAGGCAGAGGGAUUUCUGUGAGUUCCAAGAUAGCAAGGGUUACAUAGUGAGAUCCUGUCUAGAAAAAAAAGAGAGGAACAGAGAGAGAGAGAGAGAGAGAGAGAGAGAGAGAGAGAGAGAGAGAGAGCUCUGCUUCUCCUCCAAGGUCAUGUGCAUGACCUCUGUGCCUCUCCUCCAAAAGCAGGUUCUAUGCACCCCACUGUGAGGUGUCCCCUAUGACCUGUUUCUUGCUUCUCGGCCUCUGAUGGCCACAGGACAGCAGCUUCCACCUAGAGAGAAUCAGAGUGUCCUGCCAACAGCACCCAUGGAUCUGAGCUCUGCAGGAAACACACCACACCCGGGGCCUCCAUCUGGCCCUAGGAGGGGACCCGAGAGAGUAAUGCGGAACAGGGCUUUUUGUUUUGAGACAGGAUCUUGCUAUCAAGACCAGCCUGGCCUCAAACUCCUGAUCCUCCUGCCUCAGCCUCCUGAGAGCUGAGAUGGCAGGUGUGUGACCCCCAGGCUGGGCUGGUGGUUUGUAAGUUGUGUUUAUCCACCAUCAGAAGAUGAGAAUCAAGAUGGUGCCUGGGGUCAAGAGGUCCACAGACGGUCUCUCUUGGCUUUUUGGAAACAGAAUUCUGGAGAUUUUUCCUCACUAGGUGGUUGCUGAUGACAGCCAAGGCCUAGGGGAUGAGGACCUCUGUGUCGGGGAUGGAUGGAUGAACACAACCCUGCUGUCCCCAAAGGUCUGAGGUCCUGCCCCCAAGCCCAGGAAACUCCAAUGGGGGCCACCUGCUCCAUCCACCUCCUUGCUGCAGUGGCAUGCCCCUUUGGAAUCACCAGCACUCACUGACACAGACACGCAGAACCCACCGGGGCCACCGAAGACCCCAAAACAGGAGACCCUGAGGGGCUUGAUAUCCUAGUCCACACCUGGGACCACCACCCCAGGUACCUGGGGGACAGUGAGGCAAGACACAGAGGUCCAGAGGCCUCAUGGUGAAGGGCUGUUCCAUUUCUUUACUGAGACACCCAGGAUUCAUUUGACAGCUGGCCCAGAGCAACAGUGCCCACCGCCCACCAGCAAAUUGUGCAGUUAUAAACACAGAGAUGGUGGGGAUAGUGUCCCUGCAGUGACACAAAGCCCAGGGAGCCUGGGGUGGGGAUUUUUAUGUGAAAUAAAUAAAUUAUAAUGCAGAG